CAAGCAGCAGCAGCAGCCGCAGUGCCGGCGCUUGGAGUGCACCCAGGCUGCUGCAGGGUGCUGGAGAGGCUCCAGGCAGCAGCCGUGUCAGCGGCACCCAGUGCUCCCUGCUGCACCCGACGCUGCGGGGGCUCGGCCGCCGAAGAGGAGGCGGGGUGCCACUGCCCUCGCCGCCCCCCAGACAUGGUGGGGCACCUGCACCUGCAGGGCAUGGAUGACAGCCUCAAGGACAAGAGCCGUGACGGCUUGCUGGACAGUCCCGACUCGGGGCUGCCCCCCAGCCCCAGCCCUCCCUUCUACUCCCUGUCUCCGGGGCUGGCUGGACCGGGCACCGACCAGCUGGGCCAUGGGCACAGGAAGGAGGCUAAGGAAGGCCGAGUGAUCCCCUACCUACUUCUGAACUCCUCCGUGCCAGAGAUGAGGCCUCGAAUGUACCCAGUGUUUUUUGGAGAAAGCAUUGAGGUCAACCCUGAACCCAUACAGGAAAUCAGGUGCAACUCCGAGGUGAAAUACGACUCCGAGAAGCACUACAGGGAUGACAUCUUCUACAGUCCCAUCCCCACCGUCACCACCUACAGCGAGACGGUCAUUGCCGCCCCCAACUGCACCUGGAGGAACUACAAGUCCCAGCUGAACUUCGAGCCCCGGCAGAAGCCUCUGCGGUUCCAGAGCACGACCAUCAUCUUCCCCAAGCGCGCCAAGAACAUUUACCGGACCACCCUCAACUACAGCCUGGGCUGUGCCAAGCGGUGGUUUGCCUCCAGCGUGCAGCUGGAGCUCUGCGAGGAAACAAGCCCUUGUGUCAUCUACAGCGAGAGCCUUUAAUCCGCCAGUGGGGAGCUGUGACCACAGCGAGGCCACGUCCUUCCCUGGGAUCUCCUCGGACAGACAGGCUUGGCCCAGAGCCCUCCCCAAUGGCACCUGAGUACAGGUGGCGAGGGCCGUAUGGUCUUGGACAAGUGCAAACGGCUCAGAGAGGAGGCUUCCACGGGCACUCUCUCCAUCCUGCCACCUGUGAACAGCCGGCUUUCAUUUCGUGACACUGUUGAUGUUCAUGCUCUGGAUUUUAUUUUCUAAUUUUUUUUUAAGCCUUUCUAUUUUGAAUAGCAUUUACGUGAAAGCAGAUAAUCGAGGGCCCCUAAUUUACGCAGUUGCCAAAUGUUAUAGUGCUGCUUCCUAGCUCCAUGAGUUUCUCGCUGGUGCCUAGGUGAGACUCGGUAUCGCCGAUUCGGUGCGAUCGGAGAAAAUCAGAGGCACCCUCCAGCCUUCACAGUCGUCUCCCAGCUGCUUGGAGGUUGUCAUUGCUUUGAUAGGUUGGCAUAAAACAUCCAUCCUGUUCUAACCCCCUUUCUGGAUAACGGCUGCAAUACUGUGUCACUGCAAUGACCUUGACUUUAACUUAUUUCUUCUUUAUUUUUAUUUUUUUUUUUAAUUAUUGUAAGAAAAGGAGAGAUGAUCAUGGAAAUAUGGCAUCCACCUUCCUAGCUGGGAAAAGUGCCAAACUCCCAUCUGAGGCCCUUCUUAGGAGUCUGAUGUUUACAUGUCAUAACAAAAUACUGUAUAAUAGGCUUGCAGAGAGCUCUCUCUGGGGGGAGGUUUGCAUCCUCGGGCGGACACCGCCCAAGGGAUAGGGUGAAAAGCUCAUUUUACAGGAAUAAAAGACACACGGGGAGAAGAGACCUCUCUAAAGUUUAUCCUAAUCUUACAUUAGGAUGGCUUAUGACAAUCAUGUUACAUAGAUGCAGGAGCAAGGCCAGUUCCUUUAGGACCAAACACCAGGUUUUGUUGUGCGAGACAAUAAAGUCAAUAGGAGGAGCCGAACUCUUACGCUAGGAAGUACAGGGUUUCCAAGCUAAAGCUUGACAAUGCGAUAGAUGUUUCCCAAAGGCAAUGGGCAAUGGGGCUGUUCCCCCCGUCAGCCUGCUGACUCUGGUAGCAGUAUGCCAGGACCAUAAUUCACACAAGGACUUCCCCUCCCUCUCUCCACCUCCCUGUCCCCUUCCACUCUUGUCCAAGUUGAUGGUUUACCCUUCGGGUGAACUGGUUGACUACAGCUGCAUUAAAUGCCAGGAUGUGCAACAUUAACAAAUCACGGACUUGCCAGAACCAGCCUGAAGCCCCCAACCCAACCAGCCCCGUAACACGCAGGCUCUUUGAGAGCCGUUGCUAGCAGAUGCUAUAAUUGCAUUUGACAGCAUCUCCUUAUCACCCCGGCCCUGGGGCAAGCUCUAUUCAACUGCAUGGAUGUAACUCUGCUGACACCACACACAUGCACACACACGUGUGCACACACAAACAGAGCCUCCUUCACUAGGGAUGGAUUUGAUCCUUUCAGUGUUUAUUUUUGAUGGGGUAAAGCUAGGGAUGCUAGAUAAGCUGACUUGGGUAUUUUCGUUUAAAGACAAGCUGGAGAGAGACCACUUUCCCUUGUGUCUGACAACCUGCUUCGUGACUUGAAUUGAUGUUCACAUUGAAAGAGAGCUAGCAAAGAGUAGCAGCCCUUUGGGGCUACCGUGUUGUAUAACAAGGCUCUCUUCCCCGCCGUGCUAUUGCGAAUACCGUACGUGCCUUCCCCAUGGCAGCUCUCCUGCGGCAAUCGAGUAUUAGCUGCUUUAGUUUCCCUAGGGAGGUGACAAAUGACAGUGGGGCAGGGACCCUGCACACGAAAGGAAUUAAGGAAAUUGUGCACACCGCUGUGAACCAGGAUUCUCCAUAUCACCACCCUCAACGCCUCCUCAAUGCACAUUCAGGGAACGUCAGGGAGCGAUAAAACUCCAUGAAUGGAAAGCCUGAAACACAACAUCAGUGCAGAUGGGAAAGAAAGCAGUACACGAUCCCAAAGCGGUUGCUGCUAUCUGAACACAGGCCAAUACAGCUGGGAUUUUCAAAGGAGCCCAGAGGAACAGGACGGCUAACUCACUACAUUUCAGAGGGAUUUAGACACCGAGAGCAAGAUUUUCAAAAUGCACCUUAAAUCCCAUUUUUCAGAAGCAACUUAGGUCCAGACAAUCAAAGGUAUUUAGAGGCCUCAUUCUGAUUGAUUUCAAUCCCCAAAGGUAUCCAAACACUUGAGACUUAGGCACCUAGAUUCCUUGGAAAAUCUGGGCCUCAGGAACUUCUGUCUUCAAGUGAGACUGCUUUAAACAACUGCACGUAUGUCCUUGUUAUAGGGGUAACCCGGGUGUCUGGCACCUAGGUUAGUCUAGCAUGCGUGUGGGCAGCCAUGGCAGGGUUAGGGACAACCCAGGUGUCCAAAACAGCCCACGCAAACUCUGUGGUGGAGAUGCAUGUUUUAAGUUUUGCAGGAGCUUCCAAAGAGGAGAUGGAGGGACAAGUUGACUUUAUGGAUCAGCUGCUCUAGUCCUUGUGAUCUGAAGGGGAACCUGAAAGUCUUUGGAGUCUUGGGUCCUGCGGUGACUGGAAGUCGACUCCUUCCUCCCUACUGAAGGUAGCAGCCAGAUCUACCUAGCCCCUACAAGGCUGCACACAUUUGGACAACUGGCCUGCUUCCCCUUGCUGGUCUUAGGCUGCAAUAGUGAGGUGCAAGGGGAGCGAGGAGCUGCAUUUCAGUCUUCUCUCCUCUUGGUUUCGAAGGACAGUGCCAGGGUGUAGAGAACAAACAGGAUGGGAAUCUCUCUGACCCCGCAGAGCCAUGGCUUUGCUUCCAGGACUCCUGCCAGGUGGUCAUAACACAAGUCACGCUUCACUGCAGCUGUGAGCAUAAAACUCUCUCCCCAUCGUGGGAUUAAGCUGUUGCACAGGGCACCCAGGCUUUACCGGGCCACAGCCAGCCUGCCUGGGCUUCCUCCUUUUACUCUAUAAGAAAUCUGCUUUGCAACAUGAAAAUGGGGAGGGUAUGGUUGGGAGGGCCCUGGAAGUCACCUAGUCCAACCAGCAAGUGCCAGAACAACCAUCACCUUUGGACCUCCACCUGGGUUGCUACCCACGUGUGUCAGCCUCAUAGUUAGAAUGGGGCAGGCUCCCGGGAGUGUUAAAGCUGGGGAAGGAAAGGCACCUUCACAACCCCUGAGCCCCUAGCCAGCACCUUGCAGGGCCUGUGCUCCCAAAAGGGGGAGGAAAAGGCGAGGCUGGCUUGCGUGGAAGGGGAAUGCACAUUGCAUGGUCUCCGUGGGUGGUUAAGUGGAUGCACGCCUCUCCCACCUCCUCUCCUGGAGCAUCCCCCUGGCAUUAUCCCCUCCCCACAGGCACAGAGGCUCCUGGAGCUCCUGGUUGGGUGGCGCAGCUCACCCUUGCUGGGCCAGGCAUUGCCCCUCAGGUAUUUAAGAGCACACACGUCGUGGUUCGUGGGACUGUCCCAGGGGACCAGCCCACCAUGCGGUCUCCUUGUCCUUGCAGAACUCCAGGCUUAGUCCCGUCCUGAAUGCAGUUUUCAUUCUGUUUGUCCAAAGCCCAGGCAGGAUCCUCAUCUUACCAAGGUCCCUAUGAGCCCACACCUGUCAGGCACAAGAGACCUGCAGCAAUAACACUCCCCCUGAGUUUCAUUGUCCUUCCAGUCCCACCAGCUGAGCUGUUUGCUGCGCAAACACUGAAACCUGCAUUCAGAAGACCGAGCCUAUUUGAAAGAACUGACCGCACAUGCCCUUGCUUGGAGCUCCAGCAAUUCGCACUACUUUGCUUUUUCUUAAAAAUGUGCUGAGAUGGUUUCUCACCUGCCAAACCUUGUGACAAGCAGCAUUUGCCUGGGUCCUGUGCACAGGUCAGCACUGGCGGCUGCAGAACGGUUUGCCUUGCUCAUGUUGACAGCAAAUGGCCCAGAGUUUCAAUUGCAAUUAGCCUGGAGGGGGUGAGUGAGCAUGCCAGGGAGACUGUAGUAUGAAGCCAGUGUUGCUGGGUGCCCAGAGACCUGAAAAAGAAAAUAUGCAGAGUCUCAACUACAGCGCAUUUGAAUGAAGAGGCUGUAACAUCGGAGACGAGAUGAACUGGACAACGAUCCUACAGAUUGGCACAAGUGGAUCUAAAAGCCAAAACUCAGAACUAGAUAUUGCCAAGUGCCUUAUAAUUGUACAGGGGUAUUUUAAAUACCUUCCAGCACCUUCUGCCUCCCUGGACGAGAUGCCUUGCUUCUUUGAAACCUGGCACUGGGAUGGGAGGUUUCCCCUGCAAGAUUAGACACUCUCUGUCUUCUACUUGCAGUCAUUUAUCUGCUACUUGUUUUCAAGCAGGAGUGAUCAGGGAGGCGCCAAAGCACAAUUUGGGGGGUAACUUGUUUCGUUCCUCAUGCAGCUCCGUGCUAACGUACAAAUUCCCAUCCAGGUAACUGGAUGUGCCAACGGUCCUCAUGCCACAGCCGAGCGCCGUGAGCUGAUGGGCCUGCAGAGUUGGCUGCACUGAGAAGCUGCCUGGUUGUGCAAAGGUGUGAUGUUUUUGGUAGCAGCAAGAGCACGGUGCAUCCUCAAGCAGCGACAAUCUACAGGCUCACUCUCCUCUUACCUGGGUUUGAUACCCAUUAGCUUUGGCUGCUGUGCCAAGGCUUGGAGGAGGCUCCUUUUGAGUUCCCGGGGAUGUUCCCUGCAGGAAUGGGCUUUCAAAGCAGCAGGAUGAUGCCCAGGGAAAUCGGGCAACAAGCCGCUGCGGUUUCAGCAGGGGUCACAGCCGGUGGGAUGGCAGCCACGUUUGCGUGUCUGCUGUUUCAGGUCUCUCGUUUAAAGCAAUGUCACUGAUGCAGCAGACGUGCUUAAAGCGGCCUCUCGCUCGCUGCGGCUUUAUCCGUGUCAGGCACAGCAGGAUGUACCCACCUGUGCUAGAAAGGGUUAGUUGUGUUUGGUUUCAAAUUGAUAUAGUGAGGCAUUUAUACACGGUCCAGCCCAAAUCCUGUGAGAACCGCUGCCUUCUCCUGGGUGAAAGCCCAGCUUUUAUUUUGUUUCCAAGUCAGCAAACCAAUCUCCAACACGUUUGCAAUAGCCAGGAGCUGCCAUUUCUUGCCUCCUUGCACAGUACUUCUUAUCCAUUUGUUAACUGAACCCCUGUGACCAAUGUAUAUGUUGCCAGAAGCCAGCAGAGCUGCGAGCGUUGCUUCUUUUGUGGUUUGGAAGACAAAAAUUCGAGCUCCCCCCCGCCCCCAAACACCAGAAAAGUGGAAUUUAGGUUUGGCACUGCAGUUAGAAAAAGCUAAAUCCUAUUCAACGAAGCCUUCCCAGCAGCAAAUAAAUGGUCUAUUUGUAGCACAUUUUGUACAUUUAAAGGGACCGUUUGUCCCAUUUUACGGAUAUCACUAUUUUUUUUUUAAAGCAUUUUAUUAAUUUUAAACAACCGAUGUUGAUACAUUAAUUUUUUCCUGAAUUGCAGACAACUGAAAAUAAGCAAAUGUUGCUUUAAAAAAAAUUGUAUUCCUCUGAGUACUGAGAUGCGAUGUCAUGCGGUCCAAGUUGUUGACUCGUCUGUUUUAGUUAAAAAUCGUCAUUUAAAAUGUGCCCCUCUCCCUCGUGCAUAUAGUUUUCCUUCUCCAAACCAGCGACUUUCGCAAAACACUUCUGAAGGUUUCAAAUUGGUUGAUUUUUUUUUUUAAUAUCAAAACCAGGAAUUUUGAAACAUCGAUAGUUUGACAUACGGAAGCGGCUUCCUUUUCUCCCCGUCUAUUUGUUUUAUUAGAUUUCAGUGGUCCCCGGGGGUAAAAGAAGCGAAGCCCAGACCGAGCCUUUUCUGGCUGUCACAAUUCCUUUUGGCUCUUUGCAAUGUUGCAAAAAAGGAUGAAGGAAGGAGCAUUGUGGGUGUCUCAGUCUGGCAAAAAACGGGAAAACUAAGCGCUAAAAUGUCUACAUUUUUCAAUUCAACAUUUUCAAAAAUGAUUUUGAUUAAAAAAAAAUUGAAAACCAAAAAGACAAAACCAAUUCAGAACAGAAAUGACUUGGGCAUUUUUUUUUUUAAACCAACCUGCUUUUUACCCAGCUCUGUCUAGGAGCUUUUUCCAAGCAGGGGUUAUUCCAAACCUGUGAACUAAGGGAUAGGAUUUGAUAGCAGCGUUUCAGUGAGCUGGGGCACAGGCAUAUGUGUGCUAUUCACUGCUUAUAUGGACUGAGUCUUGCUAGUAUAUAUGUCAUUGGAAAAAGACAGCUAAAGGGGAAAUCAGAAAACCAAAAAACCAAAAAAAACACACCAAAGAAAAGCGAACCGCAGACUUGAAGAAAUGUGAAUCUGAGCUGUAAGUUAGCAAGUCUGUAGGCAAACAUUGCAAACUAGGAUCGUUGGCAUUGGACUCGGUGCCUGACAUUCAUAGUUUCAGACUAGUUUGGGGCUGGAAGGGACCUUACAGCUCAUCGGGUCCAGCCCCCUUGCAUGGGCAGGAAAGACCGCCGGGAUCAGAUGACCCCAGCAAGAUGGGCGUCGAGACGGAAGGGCAAAUUCUCCUUUCUGAGGGGGCUAAAAUAAACCGAGAAACAAACGCCAACCCUUACCCCCAUUCAGCCUCAAUGCGAGUCACCACAUUUGUCUUGCAAAGGUGAGCACCAGCAGCAGCGUGUCUUUGAAGAGCCAGUUACACACCUCUCAGAGCUGCGUGGAAGGGCUCCGGUGUGCCCGGGCUCAGAGUCCAGGUGACUGCGGGUGGGGUUGUCUUAUGGUCUCCCCGUCUCAAAUUAACUCAGCUCCUGCUGCGGUCAGAGACCCCCCCUGCCCCUACUGACAUCACGGGGAGCACCGUUCAACAAGUGCAGCUCAUUUCCAAAUGCCCCAACCAACCCCCGCGCAGACAAACCAUUUCACGGUGUCAGAGUCCCCGGCUUACCUUCCCUGGCCCAAAGGCGAAUGCAUGCAUCAACACAAGAAACCAAGGUAUUCUGUUGUGCAAACUGAGAGCUGAAGAGGAAACGGAAAGAUGCUCAAGGGUGAGAGAAGUGGGGAAAAGAAAUGGUCAGCGGCUCCUCUUUCUGGAUGUGUCAUAUUUUUAUUUUUAUAAUUUCAGUCCUCUGUGUGCUUGUACAGACCUGUCCUGGUGUAUAUGUGGUGAUCCGGUACUUCACAAUACCCUUUUAUUUUUGUAGAUUGUUUUCCCUCUCCAUAAUAAUCCCUUCCUCUGCGCGACUCAUAGAAAAUAAUUUAAGAAACAAAUUUCUAUAUCGGAAUAAAGUGGACAAAUCAGA
Molecule: messenger RNA, 8096 nt
Organism: Alligator sinensis (Chinese alligator)
Lineage: Eukaryota; Metazoa; Chordata; Crocodylia; Alligatoridae
Gene: RFLNA
Product: refilin A
Exons: 4
Coding region: 184-825 (213 amino acids)
Biological process (GO): skeletal system morphogenesis; actin filament bundle organization; negative regulation of bone mineralization involved in bone maturation
Cellular component (GO): actin filament bundle
Molecular function (GO): filamin binding
Source: RefSeq, a predicted model, not a curated record